Molecule: messenger RNA, 603 nt
Organism: Dibothriocephalus latus
Lineage: Eukaryota; Metazoa; Platyhelminthes; Cestoda; Diphyllobothriidea; Diphyllobothriidae
Source: the annotation of a GenBank genome assembly
CUCCUCAAGCUGCUUUUUCUCACCUUGAUGGAUGAAUCAACGGCUGUCCGGUCAACCAUCGGGUGGGCCAUCGCGUGUCUCCAUGUCGACCGCACGACACCUUAUCCCCUAUGUCCCGCUCUGGCUAUGCACACUCUCCUCUACCAGUUAUUGCCCACCAUUCUGUCGGACGAAUCAUGCCAGUCCGUUGUGGCUGCCGUGACUUGGAUUUGUGACCUGUGGCUCUCGCUCCUCGAAGAGUUGGACUCCAAACUGAAUCUUGAACGGAAACUGCGUUCAAUGAUCGUCCUUUAUGAACCAGACGAGCUUAACCCCCUCUUGGAUCAUCAGCUAGUUUUCGCCUUACUGGCAUUAACUCUGGACUACUAUCUCUCCUCCUCAAGAACUGUUGUCUCCGUCCCAGCGAUCCACCGGUUGCUCUCAUUCGCCUCCCCAACGGAUGCACAAUCGCCGUCCGCUAAACCCUCUAGUUUGGCCGCCAUUGCUACGGACGCGCGAUCCUCCUCCCUCUUCUAUCUGGCCUUUUCGGAACGUCUGCUCCAGACGUUCUCUCAGAAGUGGCUGACUACUCACACCAUCAGCGCGCCGGUGAACCCAGUUUGA